CGUCAAGCGCAGGGCUAGUAAGGCUGCGUCUGAGCACCGGGUUGGACAAGCGGCUGUGCGCCCCAACGGACGUGAGUGGAAAGAAGAUGGCGGUGCAGGUGGUGCAAGCUGUGCAAGCGGUUCAUCUUGAGUCUGACGCUUUCCUAGUUUGUCUCAACCAUGCUCUGAGCACAGAAAAGGAGGAGGUGAUGGGUCUAUGUAUAGGGGAGUUGAAUGAUGACAUAAGGAGUGACUCCAAAUUUACAUAUACUGGAACUGAAAUGCGCACAGUUCCAGAAAAGAUGGAUACCAUCAGAAUUGUUCAUAUCCAUUCUGUCAUCAUCUUGCGGCGUUCUGACAAGAGAAAGGACCGUGUAGAAAUUUCUCCAGAGCAGCUGUCUGCAGCCUCAACAGAGGCAGAAAGGUUGGCUGAACUAACAGGUCGUUCCAUGAGAGUUGUUGGCUGGUAUCAUUCCCACCCUCAUAUAACUGUUUGGCCUUCACAUGUUGAUGUUCGUACACAAGCUAUGUACCAAAUGAUGGAUCAAGGCUUUGUAGGACUUAUUUUUUCCUGUUUCAUAGAAGACAAAAACACAAAGACUGGUCGGGUACUCUACACUUGCUUCCAAUCUAUACAAGCCCAAAAAAGCUCAGAGUAUGAGAGAAUUGAAAUCCCAAUCCAUAUUGUACCUCAUAUUACUAUUGGGAAAGUAUGCCUUGAAUCUGCAGUAGAGCUGCCAAAGAUCCUGUGUCAGGAAGAACAGGAUGCAUAUAGAAGGAUUCACAGCCUUACACACCUGGACUCAGUGACCAAGAUCCAUAAUGGCUCAGUAUUUACCAAGAAUUUGUGCAGUCAGAUGUCAGCAGUGAGUGGGCCUCUACUGCAGUGGCUGGAGGACAGAUUGGAGCAAAACCAGCAACAUUUGCAAGAGUUGCAACAAGAAAAGGAAGAGCUUAUGGAAGAGCUGUCUUCCCUAGAAUAAAACAGGAGAACAAACAACAACAAAAAAUGUGGUAA
This is a messenger RNA of Grammomys surdaster, 997 nucleotides long. It is a transcript of the gene Brcc3, whose product is annotated as BRCA1/BRCA2-containing complex subunit 3. The coding region runs from base 87 to 962 and encodes 291 amino acids. The transcript has 10 exons. Gene Ontology annotation, molecular function: polyubiquitin modification-dependent protein binding; cysteine-type deubiquitinase activity; metallopeptidase activity. The record is from RefSeq and is a predicted model, not a curated record. Gene Ontology annotation, cellular component: BRISC complex; BRCA1-A complex. Lineage: Eukaryota; Metazoa; Chordata; Mammalia; Rodentia; Muridae. Gene Ontology annotation, biological process: double-strand break repair.